UCGCAGAGGCUCCGAGAGCGCUCCCCGGCGGGUCCCCUGCGCACUUGCCGCGCCCGGGCAGCGGCCCGACCCGGCGAGCAUGGGCGGCGCGGAGUGACGCCGCCGUGCCCGCUUGGCAUCAAGGACAUUCGGCCCUCGGGGGUGGGGACGAAGGGGGGCAGCCCUGAGUCGCCACCGCAGCCCCCCCAGAGCCACUACUGCUGCUCAGGCUCCCGGAUUGGGUGGAAGAAAGGGGUGCUUGAAAUCGAUCCACAAUUUCCGACCUUUUUGUUGGACAUUCCGCCCACCUUGGACGCUGCAAGAGGAGCUGUCAAGCCCCGCAGGCUCUGAUUUCGCCCUCCGUUUUCCUCGCGUCCUCCCGGGCUCCCUGUGCCCCGGUGGAGUAUUUGCGUUCGGGGCUGGGGCUGGAGGAGGCAGCCACACGCGCGCACACGCACACGUUCGGAAGAGGGCGAGCGGCAGCGGCACCGGCACCAUCUGCAGUGUCAAUGCGGCGCUCCCGCUGAAGGAGGCAGAAGCGGCGCUUGCAGGGACCCUCCACUCCUGAGACCUGGCCCUCCCAGGAGGACACUUUGUCAGUGCUACUGUGCCACGAGGACCCGUGUCUGAAAUGAAAGCCAUGCCCUGGAACUGGACUUGCCUGCUGUCCCAUCUCCUGAUGGUAGGGAUGGGCUCCUCCACUCUGCUCCCCCGGCAGCCACCCCCGCCGCCCCAGAAGCGGUCUUUUGUCACAUUUCGAGGGGAGCCAGCGGAGAGCUUCAACCACCUGGUGGUGGACAAGAGGACAGGGCACAUUUACUUGGGGGCUGUCAACCGGAUCUACAAGCUGUCCAGCGACCUGAAGGUCUUGGUGACCCACCAGACAGGGCCGGAUGAGGACAACCCCAAUUGCUACCCGCCCCGCAUUGUCCAGACGUGCAACGAGCCCCUGACCUCCACCAACAACGUCAACAAGAUGCUCCUGAUAGACUACAAGGAGAACAGGCUGAUUGCCUGUGGGAGCCUCUACCAAGGCAUCUGCAAGCUCCUGAGGCUGGAGGACCUCUUCAAGCUGGGGGAGCCUUUCCACAAGAAGGAGCACUACCUGUCGGGAGUCAACGAGAGCGGCUCUGUCUUUGGAGUGAUCGUGUCCUACAGCAACCUGGACGACAAGCUCUUCAUUGCCACGGCCGUGGACGGGAAGCCAGAGUACUUCCCCACCAUCUCCAGCCGGAAGCUGACCAAGAACUCAGAGGCGGAUGGCAUGUUCGCUUACGUCUUCCACGAUGAGUUUGUGGCCUCGAUGAUUAAGAUCCCUUCGGACACCUUCACCGUCAUCCCCGACUUUGAUAUCUACUAUGUCUAUGGCUUCAGCAGUGGCAACUUUGUCUACUUUUUGACCCUUCAGCCCGAGAUGGUUUCUCCCCCAGGCUCCACCACCAAGGAACAGGUUUACACGUCCAAGCUCGUGAGGCUUUGCAAGGAGGACACCGCCUUCAACUCCUACGUGGAGGUGCCCAUCGGCUGUGAGCACAAUGCGGUGGAGUACCGCUUGCUGCAGGCGGCCUACCUGUCCAAAGCCGGGGCCGUGCUCGCCCAGACCCUCAAAGUCCGUCCAGAGGACGACCUCCUCUUCGCUCUCUUCUCCAAGGGCCAGAAGCGGAAAAUGAAAUCCCUGGAUGAGUCGGCCCUAUGCAUCUUCAUCUUGAAGCAGAUCAACGACCGCAUUAAGGAGCGGCUGCAGUCCUGCUACCGGGGCGAGGGCACGCUGGACCUGGCCUGGCUCAAGGUGAAGGACAUCCCCUGCAGCAGCGCGCUCUUAACCAUUGACGACAACUUCUGUGGCCUGGAUAUGAAUGCGCCCCUGGGCGUGUCCGAGAUGGUGCGUGGCAUUCCUGUCUUCACGGAGGACAGGGACCGCAUGACCUCUGUCAUCGCGUAUGUCUACAAGAACCACUCUCUGGCCUUCGUGGGCACCAAAACUGGCAAGCUGAAAAAGAUCCGGGUGGACGGGCCCAAGGGCAAUGCCCUGCAGUACGAGACCAUGCAGGUUGUGGACCCUGGCCCAGUGCUCCGGGACAUGGCCUUCUCCAAGGACCACGAGCAACUCUACAUCAUGUCAGAAAGGCAGCUCACCAGAGUCCCCGUGGAGUCCUGCGGUCAGUACCGGAGCUGCAGCGACUGCCUGGGCUCGGGGGACCCGCACUGCGGCUGGUGUGUGCUCCACAACACGUGCACCCGGAAGGAGCGCUGCGAGCGGUCCAGGGAGCCGCACAGGUUUGCCUCUGAGAUGAAGCAGUGUGUCCGGCUGACCGUGCAUCCCAGCAACAUCUCUGUUUCUCAGUACAAUGUCCUGCUGGUCCUGGAGACACACAACGUCCCGGAGCUGUCAGCUGGCGUCAACUGUGCCUUCGAGGACCUGUCAGAGAUGGAUGGGCUGGUGGUGGGCAAUCAGAUCCAGUGCUACUCCCCGGCGGCCAAGGAGGUGCCCCAGAUAAUCACGGAGAACGGGGAUCACCAUGUCGUCCAGUUGCAGCUCAAGUCCAAGGAGACAGGGAUGACCUUUGCCAGCACCAGCUUCGUCUUCUACAACUGCAGCGUCCACAACUCGUGCCUGUCUUGCAUGGAGAGCCCUUUCGGCUGCUACUGGUGCAAAUACCGGCAUGUCUGCACCCACGACCCGAAGACGUGCUCCUUCCUGGAAGGCCAAGUGAAGCUGCCUGAGGAGUGCCCCCAGCUGCUGCGCGUGGACAAGAUCCUGGUGCCCGUGGAGGUGAUCAAGCCCAUUACGCUGAAGGCCAAGAACCUGCCCCAGCCGCAGUCCGGGCAGCGCGGGUACGAGUGCAUCCUCAACAUCCAGGGCAGCGAGCAGAGGGUGCCCGCCCUGCGCUUCAACAGCUCCAGCGUGCAGUGCCAGAACACCUCUUACUCCUAUGAAGGGAUGGAGAUCAACAACCUGCCGGUGGAGCUGAUGGUUGUGUGGAACGGCCACUUCAACAUCGACAACCCUGCCCAGAAUAAAGUUCACCUCUAUAAGUGCGGAGCCAUGCGUGAGAGCUGCGGCCUGUGCCUCAAGGCGGACCCAGACUUCGAGUGUGGCUGGUGCCAGGCUCAGGGCCAGUGCACCCUGCGGCAGCACUGCCCCACCCACGAGAGCCAGUGGCUGGAGCUGGCGGGCGCCAACAGCAAGUGCACGAACCCACGCAUCACGGAGAUAAUCCCAGUGACAGGCCCCCGGGAAGGGGGCACCAAGGUCACCAUCAGAGGAGAGAACCUGGGCCUGGAGUUCCGAGACAUCGCCUCCUACGUCAAGGUGGCUGGCGUGGAGUGCAGCCCUUUGGUGGACGGCUACGUCCCUGCGGAACAGAUCGUGUGUGAGAUGGGGGAGGCCAAGCCCAGCCAGCAUGCCGGCUUCGUGGAAAUCUGUGUGGCCGUGUGUCGGCCCGAGUUCAUGGCCCGGUCCUCGCAGCUCUACUACUUCAUGACGCUGACCCUCUCAGACCUGAAGCCCAGCCGGGGGCCCAUGUCCGGGGGCACCCAGGUGACCAUCACCGGCACCAACCUGAACGCGGGCAGCAACGUGGUGGUGAUGUUCGGGAAGCAGCCCUGCCUCUUCCACAGGCGCUCUUCAUCCUACAUCGUCUGCAACACCACGUCCUCAGAGGAGGUGAUGGAGAUGAAGGUGACGGUGCAGGUGGACAGGGCCAGGAUCCGCCAGGACCUGUUCUUCCAGUACGUGGAGGACCCCACCAUCGUGCGGAUUGAGCCAGACUGGAGCAUCGUCAGUGGGAACACACCCAUCGCCGUGUGGGGCACUCACUUGGACCUCAUCCAGAACCCCCAGAUCCGCGCCAAGCAUGGAGGGAAGGAGCACAUCAAUCUCUGUGAGGUUCUGAACGCUACUGAGAUGACCUGCCAGGCGCCGGCCCUCGCUCUGGCGCCCGACCACCAGUCCGACCUGACCGAGAGGCCCGAGGAGUUCGGCUUCAUCCUGGACAAUGUCCAGUCCCUGCUCAUCCUCAACAAGACCAACUUCACCUACUACCCCAACCCAGUGUUUGAGGCCUUUGGCCCCUCCGGGAUCCUGGAGCUCAAGCCAGGCACACCCAUCAUCCUAAAGGGCAAGAACCUAAUCCCGCCCGUCGCUGGGGGCAACGUGAAGUUGAACUACACCGUGCUGGUCGGGGAGAAGCCGUGUGCGGUGACGGUGUCGGAUGUGCAGCUGCUCUGCGAGUCACCCAACCUCAUCGGCAGGCACAAAGUGAUGGCCCGCGUGGGCGGCGUGGAGUACUCCCCGGGGAUGGUGUACAUCGCGCCGGACAGCCCGCUCAGCCUGCCCGCCAUCGUCAGCAUCGCCGUGGCGGGCGGCCUGCUGACCGUCUUCAUCGUGGCCGUGCUCAUCGCCUACAAGCGCAAGUCCCGGGAAAGCGACCUCACGCUGAAGCGGCUGCAGAUGCAGAUGGACAACCUGGAGUCCCGCGUGGCCCUGGAGUGCAAGGAAGCCUUUGCCGAGCUGCAGACGGACAUCCACGAGCUGACCAGUGACCUGGACGGGGCCGGGAUUCCCUUCCUGGACUACAGAACCUACACCAUGCGGGUGCUCUUCCCGGGAAUUGAAGACCAUCCCGUCCUCCGGGACCUCGAGGUACCGGGCUACCGGCAGGAGCGCGUGGAGAAAGGCCUGAAGCUCUUCGCCCAGCUCAUCAACAACAAGGUGUUCCUGCUGUCCUUCAUCCGCACGCUCGAGUCCCAGCGCAGCUUCUCCAUGCGCGACCGCGGCAACGUGGCCUCACUCAUCAUGACGGUGCUGCAGAGCAAGCUGGAGUACGCCACCGAUGUGCUGAAGCAGCUGCUGGCCGACCUCAUCGACAAGAACCUGGAGAGCAAGAACCACCCCAAGCUGCUGCUCAGGAGGACGGAGUCAGUGGCCGAGAAGAUGCUGACCAACUGGUUCACCUUCCUGCUCUACAAGUUCCUCAAGGAGUGCGCCGGGGAGCCCCUCUUCUCACUGUUCUGCGCCAUCAAGCAGCAGAUGGAGAAGGGGCCCAUCGACGCCAUCACGGGCGAGGCCCGCUACUCGCUGAGCGAGGACAAGCUCAUCCGCCAGCAGAUAGACUACAAAACCCUGGUCCUGAGCUGUGUCAACCCAGACAACGCCAACAGCCCCGAGGUCCCAGUGAAGAUCCUCAACUGCGACACCAUUACUCAGGUCAAGGAGAAGAUCCUGGACGCCAUCUUCAAGAAUGUGCCCUGCUCCCACCGGCCCAAGGCUGCAGACAUGGACCUGGAGUGGCGACAAGGCAGCGGGGCGAGGAUGAUCCUGCAGGAUGAAGACAUCACCACCAAGAUCGAGAAUGACUGGAAGCGACUGAACACCCUGGCGCAUUACCAGGUGCCAGAUGGCUCUGUGGUGGCUCUAGUGUCCAAGCAGGUGACGGCCUAUAACGCAGUGAACAACUCCACCGUCUCCAGGACCUCAGCCAGUAAAUACGAAAACAUGAUCCGGUACACGGGCAGUCCCGAUAGCCUCCGCUCGCGCACGCCCAUGAUCACCCCCGACCUGGAGAGUGGAGUCAAGAUGUGGCACCUGGUGAAGAACCACGAGCAUGGGGACCAGAAGGAGGGUGACCGGGGGAGCAAGAUGGUGUCCGAAAUCUAUCUGACACGGCUACUGGCCACUAAGGGCACCCUGCAGAAGUUCGUGGACGACCUCUUUGAGACCAUCUUCAGCACGGCGCACCGCGGCUCUGCCCUGCCCUUGGCCAUCAAGUACAUGUUUGACUUUCUGGACGAGCAGGCAGAUAAGCAUGGCAUUCACGACCCGCAUGUCCGCCACACCUGGAAAAGCAACUGUCUGCCACUGCGGUUCUGGGUCAACAUGAUCAAGAACCCCCAGUUUGUGUUUGACAUCCACAAGAACAGCAUCACGGACGCCUGCCUCUCCGUGGUGGCCCAGACCUUCAUGGACUCCUGCUCCACGUCGGAGCACCGGCUGGGCAAGGACUCGCCCUCCAACAAGCUGCUCUACGCCAAGGACAUCCCCAGCUACAAGAACUGGGUGGAGAGGUAUUAUUCAGACAUCGGGAAGAUGCCGGCCAUCAGCGACCAGGACAUGAACGCAUACCUGGCCGAGCAGUCCCGGAUGCACAUGAAUGAGUUCAACACCAUGAGCGCACUCUCGGAGAUCUUCUCCUACGUGGGCAAGUACAGUGAGGAGAUCCUCGGACCUCUGGACCACGAUGACCAGUGUGGGAAGCAGAAACUGGCCUACAAACUAGAACAAGUCAUAACCCUCAUGAGCUUAGACAGCUGAGAACCGUCCUUCCAGGGCCCCCCUGGAGGGAGGGACACACCAAGCCGUGCCUCAGUCUAGAUUAUCAUCUUUACCAAGUGCAAGUUCCGACUGGCGUCAGCAGCAUCCCCGAGCAGCGCUGUCUCUCUCUCUCUCUCUGCCUCUUUCUGCCUCUCCCUCCUUCCUAGGUCUCUUCUUUUUCAGUUGCUCAGCCAACACAACUGAACCAAGCCACCAGCCCUCAGCUAGUCCAGGAUGGCCAGUCCUGCAGCGAGGGACCUGACCAGAAGAUUCCGAGGGGGCUCUCUGAUCCGGCUGACCCCAUGUGUCAGCAACAGGGCCUACAAAUGAAUGAGGAGACACGGAUAGAGGAUGUUUCUAUGCUGCUACUUCACCCUCCACUUCUUGAGAGCCCCACAUUGGUCCGAACCUUGGCCUAGAGAAGAGGCAGUGAGCUCAGUAUUACCUUUGGUGGGAAGACACCACCUGGCUCUCCCAUCCCACAUUUCCAUCUCCAAGGGGUCAGUCAGUGCUGUGAUCCCUUUGCAACUGUGAGAAGAAAGGCCGCACCUCUUGCAUGUGACCGGAAUUGGGGGCAGGGGGUGAGGAGUUGGGAGGUACUCUGUGAGCUGUCUCUCACUCGGGUCAGCAGCCAGGGGCUUCUUUGUCCCCUUCCAGUCUUCUCAGAGCUCAUCCAAGUGCCCACAGGGACCUGCCUGCCAAGCCUUCUCCCCUACCUGUGGAAAGCCAGACAGGAGAAAGAACAGCAGUUACGUUCCACCACGGGGACAAGUCCUAACCUUCUAAUCUGGCUCAUGGUGGCAGAUGUGUGACAGGCAGGGGGAGAAGAAGAGAGCUCAUCUACUCUGCGAGCAGAAUUUGUUGUUUUCCACUCACGCUCCCAAGUGCAAGUGAAUGACGACCGUAGUCAUGGGUGUACCACUGUCAGAUCCUCUAGAGAUCUUCCAGGUGCUUCUGGAUCCUCUAGGUGUCUAGAGAAGGCACCACCGUCCCCCUUGGUCAUCGCCCCCUGAAGGUUGACACAAAAUGCAGGAUGCAUCCAGGCACCCAGGAGGUUCUACCUGCAGCUGUCCCUGUGGCUCCAUCUCCACCAUCCUUCCUGAGAACUCUCCAGCAGGCUGGCGCAGACAGCCUCGCCUCUGUUCCCCCUGCAGAGCCUGGUGCCAUUGUGACGCGGAUGGCUUUGCCACUGGCCUGUCCAGACCUCCUGGGGAAGGAUUUCAUCAACAUCUCAGCUGUCUCUUUAGUCACUUUCCUCCCUCAUCUCUUAGCAGUCAUCAUGGAAAGAAAUGCACUCAAGCACAGCCUCCUAGAGACAAACCGAAAUGCCAACCCGACUCAGCCCCGGCUUGUCACAUCUGGGAGGACCGAAAAGCCAAGUCGAAGGAUGUGGCCAGAAAGGGGAGGAGGAACAUACAGCUGACCUCUGCCCUAGCACCUGCCCUUCCAUCUGUCCUGCCAUCUAUGGAUAUAACAUUCUAGCCAGCCAGGCAGAUGUGUGCUCACACAUGGGGCCUGGGUGAGCAGGGGCUGCAGUGAGAGAUGCUCUGAGGACGGUCAUGGAAAUCUGGAACGGUGAGGGGGCCUUGGAGGCCAUCUGGUCCAGUCUCCCACCACAAGCAGAGGUCUCUUCUGGCAGCCCCGGUGUGGAGUUGUACCCCUUGGGAGGCAAGGAAGAGCAUCGUCUAAGGUGGCGUUGGGCAUGCGCCUUGCCCGCACACCCCCAGCAUCGGGCACCAUUCCCGGCCAUCCACUCAGAGGAGCCCCACAUGGGAAGGGAAAGGAGCCCCAUCGUUUCCAACAGAGUCUGUGGAGCAUCUUCUCCUUUUAAGAAUGCCCACCCCUCUGGAUAUGCUUGUGUGUGCAUGUGUGUGAGCUCAUGUGCACGCACUCGUGCACAUGAGUGUGUGUGUGUCUGCCCCGGGAGCUGGCAGAGAGCUCAAAAAGAUUUCCUGUCCCGUGGAGGGGGAUUCUGAGAUGUUGCUCUCCCUCCUCUCCCCUUGCUCAUCAGUUCAUCCUGCAGCUCCAGGACCUUUCAACUCUUGCUUUCUACGCCGAGUGCUGGCGGGUAGAACGAGACGUCACCUGCCUGUAGGAAAUCAGGGUGGUCACAGGCCGAGGGAGGCCUGGACUUGACUGGGGGUCAAGCAGUGGUGACCCCAAGCAGGGCACCACAUGGCAUCAGGGAGGACAUAUGGUGGACAAAACUCAAGAAACCUUAACCAACAGGACGAGGAGAAUGGGAAAAGAUGCAUGUCAAGGGGGAAAAAAAUAACCAAAGGUUUUGGCGAAUGAAGUGUCAGGCGAAGAAGCAUGGGAUUUCUACCCCUGAUCGUUUGAUUUUCUCCCAGGAAGCCAGGGGCCCUGGCAGGCCAGGAAGGGAGCAUGUGGGAGGCGGGCUGAGGAAGCAGCCUGGCGGCGAAAAUGUUUUUGCACAUGUGAAGGGUUGGGGAGGAGAGAGACACAAACAUAUUUAACACAGAUUUGCUGAAUGAAGCUGUGUGUGCGUGUGUGAGUGCACGUAUGACUGCGUAUGUUUUGACUUUUAAGUUUUGCACAGAUAGAGAAAAAAAUGAACAAGCAGAAAAAAAAAAGACUGUUUCAUUGGUUCUGCUGAAGCUUUUAUUUUUUACUGGAUUAUUAUUAUUGCUAUUGUUCCUUUGUCGGUACUGAACUUUUUUUUGUUGAAAGAGAAACUGGGAACGCCUCAGAGAAACAUGAAGGUCAGGAAGAAGGGGCGAGAAGACGAGACAAAUUUCCUCGCUCUCCUCCUUUCUCCUGGGGAGGAGUUUGGCCUUGACUUUAAUUGGUGGGAUGGGUUGUUGCUCAGGCUCUGUUUGCCCGCAGUCUCUGUGGCCUGCUUGGGGGUGGAGGGGAGGGGAUGGAGAAGUAGGACAGAGUCACGCAGAGCCACAACCCAUCUGGCCCAUAAAAGUUCUUUCCUUUUGCUGUUUGUUUGUUUUCUGUUUCUUUGGUUUGAUGCGCAUGUGGUAGGUUUCAAAGUAAAGACAAGG
This is a messenger RNA of Phyllostomus discolor (pale spear-nosed bat), 9306 nucleotides long. RefSeq names its product plexin A4 (gene PLXNA4). The record is from RefSeq and is a predicted model, not a curated record. Gene Ontology annotation, cellular component: semaphorin receptor complex. Gene Ontology annotation, biological process: positive regulation of axonogenesis; semaphorin-plexin signaling pathway involved in axon guidance; regulation of GTPase activity. NCBI's taxonomy places the organism in Eukaryota, Metazoa, Chordata, Mammalia, Chiroptera, Phyllostomidae. The coding region runs from base 611 to 6292 and encodes 1893 amino acids. The transcript is spliced from 32 exons. Gene Ontology annotation, molecular function: protein binding; semaphorin receptor activity.